Suillus subalutaceus is the source of this 1462-nucleotide messenger RNA. RefSeq lists its product as uncharacterized. The record is from RefSeq and is a predicted model, not a curated record. NCBI's taxonomy places the organism in Eukaryota, Fungi, Basidiomycota, Agaricomycetes, Boletales, Suillaceae. The transcript has 3 exons. Bases 120 to 1202 code for a protein of 360 amino acids. Gene Ontology annotation, cellular component: endoplasmic reticulum.
CUGUAUUCUAAGGCGACGGGCAUGCGACUUGGAAAGCGGUGGUAUAGCGUAAGCACCGUAAAUGGAAAGUCAGAACUUGACAUAUACCACUCCGCAACUUGAUUGAAGCCUUUGUGAACAUGGGUCCUCGACUUUGCAGUGCUCUGUCUUGUCUGCUGUUAGUCAGUUUAUCGCAGGCAGCCGACGUAUAUCUCAGCCCAUCUCAACCAUUUCCAUCCCUGCUUUCCCUACAGCAUGCUGGUUUCGCCUUGUCGCAACAUCUGGGUCUCGAGCCAAUCGAGAAUUUCCAGAAUUAUGGCGAACUGCUAAGAGAGCACGAGUUUGUCGGACAGGGGGCUUCAAACGCGUUGUUUCUACUAGUAGACGAUGCUAAUUUGCAAGCCUGCUCGUUCUCGAUUGCAGGGGCACCCACUAGUUCUAUUACUUCUUUUGUGUCCUCGUAUCUGCAACGCGCCGCUCAUGCAUACUCCCUCGUCUACUCUGAUCUCGCUAUUCCCCCAGAAGGCAUCCCUCGGACUCUUGACAUCUUUUCUGCCCCGACACCCGCAAACGAAGCUUUCCUUGCAGAAAUCUCAACACUUACCAAAUUCGUCGAGCCAACCGCAGAUAUUUACGAUGACAAGUUUGCGUCUUUGGAGUUAACAGGACUGUCCCAGCUCGCAGCUACAUAUGGUCGUUCAAGCGACCAGUACCAGCUUGCAGCAAGAACAGUCCGAGCCGUUCUUGAAGCCAGUGCCGCUGAUGCAAAGACCCGCGUCGCCGUCUUGUCAUACACCCCCUCUCUUAUAUUGGACAAACGACAACCGCAGUCACCGCAGCAGUCACCCCUCGCAGCACUCCGCCCACUUGCAGGACCGCCAAUUCGUCGUCUGGCCUCUUGCUUCACGAGCGCUGAGACCUGCUCCAACGGGACCAAUUCCUGUUCCGGUCACGGGCAGUGCGUGAGCACCCUCAGUGCUGAACAGGAGUGUUUCAUCUGUGCUUGUUCUGACACCAAGUCUAAUUCUGGGAAGACGGAAAGCUGGGCAGGUGAUAUGUGUCAGCGCAAGGACAUCAGUAGCACCUUCGUGUUGAUCGCAGGGACAGUGAUCACACUUAUCCUCUUGAUGGGAGGCGCUGUCUCGUUGCUUUAUUCUAUCGGUGACGACGAACUUCCUAGCAUCCUCAUGGGUGGUGUGGCAAGUGGAUUGAGGAAAGAAUGAGAGGGCGCCAAUACGUUGCAUAAUGGGCAUGGCUAGUAAUUCUUGUCGUCAAAUGCAGAUUCCUUCAUGAUGCAUGAUGCUUUGAUACUACUCGACUUGGCAGUGCUUAUGGUACUGUUCUUCCAGACUGGAUUGAUGUUUGACUAAUUUUCACUAGUCUGACGCAGGUUGUUGGGUAUGAAGACUUCUUGCGGCAUGAUUGUGACGGUUCACUUAGCACAUCGUACAAUCACUCAAAUAUAAUUUCAAGUCACAAGUUA